Anopheles coluzzii is the source of this 1067-nucleotide messenger RNA. RefSeq lists its product as uncharacterized. Bases 78 to 803 code for a protein of 241 amino acids. The record is from RefSeq and is a predicted model, not a curated record. NCBI's taxonomy places the organism in Eukaryota, Metazoa, Arthropoda, Insecta, Diptera, Culicidae. Gene Ontology annotation, cellular component: glycosylphosphatidylinositol-N-acetylglucosaminyltransferase (GPI-GnT) complex. Gene Ontology annotation, biological process: GPI anchor biosynthetic process. The transcript is spliced from 3 exons.
CCCAGACACGGCGGGAUCAUUGUUCUUCUUGCUGCUGCUGCUGCCGCUGCUGCCGUCGUUCGUCACUGCUUUCGCGGAUGAUUCAUACGCCAAUGUUGUGUACCAGUGCCGCUGUUUGGAAACAACAAUUAGCAAAACAAAAUCGAACCCUCGCCCUCUGCUCGGCUUCUGUAUGCCAAGUUGUUUCCUUUACCGAAAUGGUGUUUCUUUGGACAAGUGCCGGGACUCAAAUACACGUUAAAAUAGUCCACAAAUCGGCCAGCGUGCUGCAGCUUUCCGUGGAAAAUGUGGAAGCCCAUCGGCAGCGGCAUACUCUGCUAGUGCUGGAGCUCGGAACUCUUUUCUGCUUUGCAGUUUGUAUGUUUCUUUUCCGACUAAAUGUUCUCCAUGCCCUGUUUGUUCUACCCAUCGGUAUGCUUGUAUAUCUGUACAACAACGUGAUCAAAUCCGAGAGUCUGGUGUUAGUCAAGGAUUUUGCACUACAAUGUUCCACAACAUUUGCGAACGGGGCGGUACGCAACGCUCUCAUACCGAUGGAAUAUGUGCAAGAUAUCGUGAUCAAUGAAGUUUUCUUUAACCUUAAAGUAAUAUUCGUGCUGCAAGUACUUACAAAGGGGCAUUUAUUUCGGAAGAAGCCUGUUAUAACGCUUCUGCAGGUAGAUGCAGCACUUCUAUUGAUCUCCUUAUCUCUCCCACACUCAAAUCCUUUUCUGCCAUUUCCACAGCAACUAAAACCAGCCCUUCCAAGCCUGAAAAUUAUUUACACCGAGCUUCACUCCGUUCUCGAGCUGCAGAAUUGUUGACGAGCCGGUGACGACCAUUGCUGUUCCGUAGGGAGAGCUUGUGCAUUAUGUUUAGUAAAUUGUGCACCUCCUGAACGCCAGCUGCUGCAUCCGGGGCGGGAAAUAUUUGUUUCGGUAUCCGUUCUAUCUUCUUGAAUUCCUGGACAGGCUGUUUCGGCACACACACAUCCGUAUCAUUCUAUGUUUUAAGCAAGCAGGACCAAAGACAAACACAUUCAGGCACAACGAAAUAUGUGCAAUAAAGAUAACGCAUACUUACAAUCA